This is a messenger RNA of Sardina pilchardus (European sardine), 500 nucleotides long. RefSeq names its product lysozyme C-like. The transcript is spliced from 4 exons. Gene Ontology annotation, molecular function: lysozyme activity. The coding region runs from base 3 to 434 and encodes 143 amino acids. Lineage: Eukaryota; Metazoa; Chordata; Actinopteri; Clupeiformes; Clupeidae. The record is from RefSeq and is a predicted model, not a curated record.
UCAUGCGAGCUGUUGUGCUUCUCCUCUUGGUGGCCUCGGCCUAUGCCAAGGUGUAUGAACGCUGUGAGCUGGCUAGGACACUCCAGGCUAAUGGAAUGGAUGGCUACUGGGGAGUUAGUCUUGCCAACUGGAUGUGCCUUGCCUAUUGGGAGUCUGGAUACAAUACUGGUGCCACCCACCACGACACGGAUGGAUCAACUGACUACGGAAUCUUCCAGAUCAACAGCCGCUGGUGGUGCAGCGAUGGUCGCUCAAUAUCCUCAGAUGCCUGUGGAAUCAGCUGCUCAGAGCUAAUGAGCCCCAAUCUGAGUGCGGCCAUUACAUGUGCCAAGCGUGUCGUGAGAGACCCCAACGGCGUCAGUGCCUGGGUGGGCUGGCGUCUUCACUGUGAGGGACGGGACUUGAGCUCAUAUGUGGCUGGCUGUGGGGUCUGAACAGCAUCUUGUAAUUGGAGAAUGUUUGAAUAUUCAUUAAAGCCAAUAAAGAUUCUGAAUGUGAAC